CCCCAUCCCUCCCACCUUGUCGUCGUCGUCGUCGAGCGCGCGCAGGGCGGGGGAGUGCGGCUCGCGCGGUGCUUGUUGUCGCAGCCGGUAACGGGCAGUGAGAGGCAGAGAGCCGCCAUGGCGGAGAGCGCCGGCCUGGAGAACCACCGCAUCAAGAGCUUCAAGAACAAAGGGCGGGAUGUGGAGGUGAGAGAGAGAGAGGUCGCCAGGCCAGCCCCGCUGCUAGCCACCCGGCCUCCCCCGGGCUGAGAGCCGGCCUGAGGGGAUCCCAGCCAGCCCCGGCCUGGGGAACCGGAUAGGGCAGGGAUGGGGGAAACUCCGGCUGCCGGGAACUACGUUUCCCAUGAUGCCCUGUGACUGCCACUCCCAUAAUCCUCAGCCAGCUCAGCGGCGUUUACCUCACUGUGGGCCAGCCAGCAGCCACAUGCUGUGGCGGCCCGUGAGACAUCCUAAUGGCACUCCCACCUAGCCAGCCGUGUGGAUCGCCAAUCACAGCACCCUCAGCCUGCUUGUGCUGAUUCCCAGCUGGCUGAGUGUGAUGGGAGGUAAACGUAACCCCUAGAAUGUCAGAGAUGGGCAAUCUCUGCAAUGAGGGAUUACUGAUAAUAAGGAUGUGUUGGACUCAUAAAGGGAAUUAUUAUAAUUUUACUAUUUCCCCAUGAAUAUUUUGAUGGGCAGAAUAAUGUAGUGAUACUCUGCAAUGCUGAAUUAAAAUAAAAAAGUGUGGGAAUUUGGUGGUGGCUAUGAAUCUGACUUCCUUUAGAUGGCACCAGUAUUAUUAAUGCUGCCCCUCCACCUGGUACAGACAGACUUGCUAGUUAUACAGGCCACAGUUAUAAAGGUCACACAGCCCAAAGUGGGAACCUCCAUUCACAUAGGCAUUAACUUCUGUAAUAUGGACAUAAUUGCCAAACCGGUUUAUGCUGGUUGGUAAGGUAUCGUACCAAUAUUAGUUGGCAUUCAUAGUUGAGUUGAUUCCGUAUACUCUUGAAAUAGGCACUUGAGUCCAUUGUUUAUGGAUAUAAGGGAGUCCACAUUUACAGGAAUAAGAAUGAAGAUUUCAAAAUAUGAAUAUUAAGGUUAUGUUGCAUUUUUAAAUAUUAAAAUGCGCUUUUAUCUUAUAUUUAAAGUGUUGUUUUGUUUUAAGAAGGAAACGAAAACCAUUAAAUUAUAUUGGUAAUGGACGACCGUUGUUCAUAUUUACGUUUCUGUGUAAAUCAACAUGUGAAGUCUCACAAUUUUGCUGUUAUCUUCCAAAUCUGUCAUCUGCUUUGAGUAUGAUCUGUGACAGAUUGGUAUUUUAAAGUCAAAUUUACAAUAUUAUGCAUUGGAGACAUUUACUUUAGAAGACACUUAAAAAAAAAUUUGUUUAUUGUGUUAAAGCAUUUUAUUCCCAUACACGUCAUGUCUACAAGUACACAUCAUCUUAUAAAAGGAAUGCUUACUAAGUCCAUCAUAAUCUAUUCUUGUACCAAAUAUGUGACAUGCUUCGUUUACUACGAGUAAUUGGCUGUACAAUGGAAAUGAAUGUCAUCAAGUCUAAUGUCAAAUUUAGUUAUUAAACACUGUCCAUUUGUCUACUUUCUUUUUUUUCUUUCUCUUUAAAGAUAAAUGUUUAAGUUCCUCUUUGUUUCUACGAGGUGAUAUAUAUUCCCAUAACGGUACUGACUGGGCAAUUUAAUCGAGGUGGAUUAAUAAACUCUUGCAAAUGAAUAGUGCUUAUGACGUAAAGCAACCAUGGCUCUCACCACAUGUACCACUAAUAUAUGAAAUGUGGCCAACCAUAACCACUAAAGCUCAAUGUGGUUUGAAAAAAAAUCAGACCUCUGACACCAAUAAUCUAACCCCUAAACUGUGAUUUAAAUAAUUAUCAAUAAAAAGAUACUGGAACCUAAUUAGAAUUAAUCUAGAACCUAAAUAAAUUCCCCCAAAUCAGCCAAUGUAAACAAGUGUAACAAUUACUAAAAGGGACUACUCUUAACCCCUUAAGGAACCAUGACGUGUGACAUGUCCAUAAAGGAGGCAUGGCCACCUCAAUGAUGGUCCAGUGCUUAUCAUAGAGGAGCGUGGAAAGUGCCACAUUCGCAUUUAAGAAAUUAUUUCCUAUGGGGACUUUCGUGUCACGUGAUUGCUUUAUACUUGGUCAGAGCAGCGGAAGCACCUAUAGUGGCUGUCAGUAUGACAGUAUUGAGAUGAAAUUGUCUGGGGGAUUAUAGUGGCUCUUUUGAGUCUCUGGGCCAAAGGAGUAAAUUAUCAUACAGCUAGUGUGUCUGUAAGCAGAUCUUCUAUAGUUGCAAACAAAUAGGUAUCAGACUCCGAGAGGGAGAGAGAGGAAAAACAGCUGCAAAGUAACCCCUUGAUUGAUACAUAAAGUUAGUGUUGGCUCAGUCAAGCAUUAAAUGUUUGCCUUCAGUAGUUAGAGGGACGCUUUAGUGUCAGGAAUACAAACGUAUUCCAGACACUAUAGUGCUGAAGUGGCUGUUUAGAUUACCAGCCUCCUCUCUGCAGUAAAAAGGUGAUUUUACUUUCCUCUUAUCCCAUGUCAUGCUGGACUCGCCGCGGAUGUUUGUCUAUUUCAUCCUCUAUGGCUGAGGUGAUCAGUCUUGAUAAUCUCAACCAAUCCAAUGCUUUUUCACAGGAAAGUAUUGGAAGGCUAUUGCACAUGUGCGGCAAAAUGCUGCGCUGUGCCAAGCAGCAUCUCCUCAUACAGAUGCAUUGAAUUAGUGCAUCUUCUCUGCACACUGCAGGGACAUGCUAUAGACACCAGAACCUCUACAUUAAAAUUUUGUCGUGGUUCUGGUGACUACAGGUUGGCCCGUUAAUCACUAGUCAUCCAUUAUCUUAUGUAUCCAGUGGAUCUGUGUGUCCCUGUAUAAUGUCCGUUUAAGUGGAUCAGAAUAAAUUUGCUUUUAUUGAUUGACUAUUCUAAGACUGUAAGUUUAUGUAUCAAUCAGUGAGUUACAUUGUUGCUGCCUUUGUUUCUAUUUUUCUCCUAUCCUAAAGAAACACUAUAGUCACUUAAACAACUUUAGCUUAAAGGACCACUAUAGUGCCAGGAAAACAUACUCGUUUUCCUGGCACUAUAGUGCCCUGAGGGUGCCCCCACCCUCAGGGACCCCCUCCCGCCCGGCUCUGGAAAGGGGAAAGGGGUUAAAACUUAUCUUUUUCCAGCGCUGGGCGGGGAGCUCUGCUCCUCCGAUCCUCCUCUUCUCCUCCCUUUCCUAUGGACGCUGGCGUGCUCUCACUGUGAAAAUCACAGUGAGAAGCACGCGAGCGCCUCUAGUGGCUGUCAAUGAGACAGCCGCUAGAGGAAAUAGGGGAAGGCUUAACCCAUUCAUAGCAGUUUCUAUAAAACUGCUAUGUUUAUGAAAAAAUGGGUUAACCCUAGCUGGACCUGGCACCCAGACCACUUCAUUAAGCUGAAGUGGUCUGGGUGCCUAGAGUGGUCCUUUAAUGAAGCAGUUUGUGUAUUGAAUCAUGAUAGUCACUUAAACAACUUUAGCUUAAACAUCUUAAGCUUAAUGAAGCAGUUUUAGUGUAUAGAUCAUGCCUCUCAGGUUUUACUGCUCAAUUCACUGCCAUUUAGAAGUUAAAUCACUUUGUUUCUGUUUAUGCAGCCCUUGCCACACCUCCCCUGGUUAUGAUUGACACAGUCUGCAUGAAAAAACUGGUUUCACUUUCAAUCAGCUGUAAUUUACCUUAAAGGACCACUAUAGUGCCCCGAGGGUGCCCCCACCCUCAGGGUCCCACUCCUGCCGAUCUGAAAGAGGGGGGAGGAAGGGGGCUCCCUCAGCGCUGGGGACUCUCCUCCCUCUUCUGACGUCACUGGCUGAAUACACAUGCGCGGCAAGAGCCGUGCGCGCAUUCAGCCAGUCCAUAGGAAAGCAUUCUCAAUACUUUCCAAUGGACGCUGGCAUCUUCUCACUGUGAAUAUCACAGUAAGAAGCGCGGAAAUGCCUCUAGUGGCUGCCAAUGAGACAGCCACUAGAGGCUGGAUUAACCCAUAGGUUAACUAUGUUUACAGCAGAAAGGGUUAAUUCUAGAUGGACCUGGCACCCAGACCACUUAAUUGAACUGAAGUGUUCUGGGUGCCUAUAGUGGUCCUUUAACUCCUAAAUUGCAAGAAAUUGCAAUGCUAAACUAGAGUCCCAAGCAGUCCAUUCUCUGCUGCUUGCGCUAAUGAGUAAAGUAAGCAUUCGCAUGAGCAAUAGUGGUGGUGGUAGGCUGAAAAUGUCAGCUAGCCUUCUUCAGCCCAUCACAUCAGUACAUUGCUGCCAUGACUUGAUAUGAGUAAGGAAGUGUGUAAUCUUUGCCUUAGCCAAACCUCUAUGGGGAGCUUGACUGUUGAAAGCCACAGGCUUUCAUUCAGUGCUAAACCGCUUGAAUGUGUUUCAACAUUGAACAGAGACACAGUGCCAAGGAACUUCAGGCACUACUACCAAUAAAUGGUUAUCAGAAUCUGCACUAUAACAACUUUCCAUUAUUGCAAACUUGAUGGUACAGAGAAUACCCUACACCCACUUACUAAAGAGUGGAUUGUAACUGCGGUGAUGUGUAAUAAUUAUUUAAGACAGCCCACCAAAAACAUUGGCCAAUGUGCGUGAGGCAUACACAUGCUGCACUUAUAACUUGGACUGAUCACUUUCCCGUGAGUCAGAGCAGGCCUUGAAGAGCAGACUGUGUUUAAACUAGACCAUGCCCAAUAUCAAUUUCCAGAGCCAGUACAGAUUAUUGGUUGUCUUUUGAGCUGAUAGGCGAUAACAAGUGCCGAUAUUCUGUACAUUUAAUGUGUUUAGCGAAAGCAACACAAUUUCUUCACAAAUUAUUUUAUUUUUAUUUAUAUAGUGCCAGUAAAUUUCAUAGCACUGUACAAUGAUGGGUGGACUAACAGACACGUAAUUGUAAUCAGACAAAUGGAUGCACAGGAACACAGGGUUUUAGGGCCCUGCUCAAUGAGCCUACAUCCUAGAGGGAGUGGGGUAUAGUGACACAAAGGGUAUAAGUAGGGGUAAUGAAAUAGGUUGCUAGAAAACUAUUUAAAUAAACGUAGGUUAUUUUUGACAGUUGCCGGAGAGGAGUCGGGGGGAGAGGCGGAUGAAUGAAAACCCGCUAACAGUUUAAUUGAUAUUCUUUCCUGAAGAAGUGUGUUUUCAAGGAUUUUUUGAAGGAGUGGAGACUGGGUGAAAGUCUAACGGAGAAGGGAAAGGAGUUCCACAGAAUCUGGCAUAAAAGGACCAAUAUAGGCACCCAGACCACUUCAGCUCAAUGAGCCAGGUCCCCCUAGUUUUAACCCUUCAGCUGAAAAUAUAGCAGUUUCAGAGCUUCCACCAUUUACACUGAGUAAAUUGCACUUAUUUGGACAUCCUCCCGAACCUCCAGUGUCAAAAAAGAUCCCCAUAGGAAAGCAUUUAGUAAUUGGGUUUAAAUUAGGAAAAUUCAACUUCUCCAUGAAGAGCGUGGAGAUGCUGAACGGCAAUGCAGCCUACUGUGCAGCACUGCCCCAGGAAGAACCUUCAGGGGCCACAGGAGGUAUCUCUAGGGGCAAUGUAAACACUGCAUUUUCUCUGAAAAAGCAGUGUAUACAUGAAAAUGCCUAAAGGGACUAAUUAUAUUUACCAGAACUACAUUAACCUGUAGUUGUUCUGGUGACUAUAGUUUCCAUAUAAAGUAGUGUCAAAUGAGGGGGCCUUUUCAUUUUUGCAGAUCAGUAUGUGAUAAUUCUGUGCUGGUUCCAAUUAGGUCUGUAAAUCAGCCCUUGAAAUUGUCACCGUCCAUAAAACGACAGUUUACCAGCCAUACAGGAACAUACCUAUAGUAAAGCUGCACUGGAUGGCAUACUUCAUGAAUUAAGCUUAUCAUAGCCUCCUACGCCUGUGACCGUUGUACAAGCAUGGCAAUAUUCAAAAUCAAAUAAUCUUUUAGGAAUAGAUAGAAAGAAAGGUGACAAGGAAAGACGUAGAAUUAUUGCCACUUAAAUACAUUUGUCUUUUUACCAAUCAUGCAUUUGUUCCUGAAUCAAAUAUCCGAAUUAUAUUGCAGUAAAUUGAUGGUUUGUCAAACUAGUGAUUUAAAAGCUUAACAUCUCUGAAAGUGACAUUUCUCAUUUCACACUUCUGUAAAUGCUAUUGAAGCGUAUACUACUGUGAGUAACACAGCAGUGGUAAGUUAAAACACUGAUGCCUCCACUGCACAUCCAGUGUAGGGUAACUUUACCCGUGAUCUUCCAGGCAUUCUUGGUGAUCUAUAAAGAGAUGGUGCAUGCAUCCUCAGGUAUUCCUUCAGUAGUGCCGUACUCACUCGUUCAACACUGCACAGAUUUCCAUGCCACACCUAGAGCCGUUGUGUAUAUAUGGCUGUAACACUUUUGCAACAGGUAUUGAUAAUCAAAGUCUGAUUUGUUCAAUCUUGGAAUCCAAGUAUCCCUAAACUCUAUAGGAGAAGUAGACAAACUGUCCAUUCCUAUCUCCUUCCAAUUCCCUGGCAACCCCUCAUUUACAUGUAUGGUUGAUUUACUCACUCUGGUCCUUGCCAUGGUCUCUUAUACUACAUGUUUCAAAGGGUUCUUAUCUGUACCAGAAGAACAGUCAGUCUGUUUCCAUAACCUAACCACUAGGAUAGCCCACUGAGUUACCCAAAACCAGAAGCUUCACUUUCAGUAUGUUUUCACACUAUUUACAUUGGCCAGAAAACCUCACUUAUUUUUUGAUUAUUGAAUAUCAAUGGGCUAGUCAUUCUACUGUAGUUCAAAGCCACUCCUUGCAAGCUAUUUGUGUAAUCAUUACUAAUGUGAUCUUAACUUGUUUAAAUAACUGGGUUAUUCACUUUCUUUAAUGUAGUUGUUCAAGUGCACAAUUAAUCGUAUUAUUUGAUAUCUGAUAUAAUUUAUUAUUAUUUUAUUAUUUAUAUAGCGCCAACAAAUUCCGUAGCGCUGUACAAUAUAUAUAUAUAUAUAUAUAUAUAUAUAUAUAUAUAUAUAUUUUCAGAUUCUUCAUGAGUAUAAAUGACAGUGCUUGAACCCAGGCUACUUUUAAUGUGUUAUUUACCCCUUCCCCUGCACUGUCCAGGAAAAUAUUUUUUAAUCUGAAACACCCAUCUCCUUGUCCUUACUACCCCUGUGUGUUUUUCUUUAAAGGGAAACUCCAGUGCCAGGAAAACAAUCUGUAGACAGCCACUAUAGGUGGAGUUAACCCUGCAAGGUAUAACAAACUGCAAUAAUUACACUUGCAGGGUUAUGGGGAGUGGGAGUUGGCACCCAGACCACUCCAAUGGGCAGAAGUGGUCUGGGUGCCUGGAGUGUCCCUUUAAUCAUAUGGCAAAGUGCAAGGCUCUUGUAAUCUUUAGCAGAGAAUCUAUACAACUCCACUUUAGCUGCUUUAGAGGGUGAGCAGAGUUUUACUCGGCAUGAAGAAUGUGCAGAGUUUUGAUUGUCAGGUUAGGAGGAGGUGAUGUUUUUGUUUUUUGUUUAUUUUUAAGUUUAAUUAUAUAUAAAAAGAAUUUAAAUGAAAUCGUGUAUAUGAAUCAAGUGCUCGUCCAUUUAGUGUAAAUGUGUUGUACCCAUGUACACUUGCUUCUGAAACUACAUUUUGAAAGUCUGUCACAGUGUCAAUUUACAGUAAGUAUGUAACCCAGAUUAGUAUGUGUCAGGCGUACCUGAACAGCAUUUCCCGAGGCAUCCUUUAAUAUAGAAUAUAGUUCAGUAUUUUGGAAAAUGGGAUUCACAGCCAACUUUUUGAAGUGUGUCCUUUAAACCCGAAUUUCCUCUGCUUAUAUGUUGGAAAUGUUCUGCCCUGUUGCAGCAGCCAACACCACCUACAAAAAGAUCAGUGAUUUCUGUAUUCACAGUGGUGGUUUGAUGUCUGCAUUACUUCAUUGUAUAGGAAUGCAAAGGCCUUGCAUCAUUUUUUCGUAAAGAUAUCCUAUCUGCUAGACCAAGCAUAGGCAACCUUCGGCACUCCAGAUGUUUUGGACUACACGUCCCGUGAUGCUUUGCCAGCAUUCUGGGGGAUGUAGUCCACAACAUCUGGAGGCCCGAAGGUUGCCUAUCCCUGUGCUAGACACACAUUUACAAUCCAUAUGUUGAUGACAUAGAAACAUUAUCAAUAUCAUGGUAAUGGCAAAAGUAUAAAGUUGCCACAACUGCUUGAGUUUCAAAAUGACCCCCCCUACCCCCACACACACACACCCUUAUUUCUUACAACUUAUGUGUGAAAAGAAAAAAAAUAAUGGGGCAUUUUAAUCAACGUAACCACUAAGGCUUCGACUAAUGUUUAUGUUGUCUAAAGACUUCGGUUGCUGUCCACUGGUUCUUUGUCAAACCUUUUGUGAGCAGUUUAACAAAGAUCAAAGAUGAAAAUCACAGUGAGAAGCGCGGAAGCCCUCUAGCGGCUGUCAAUGAGACAGCCACUAGAGGCUGGAUUCUCUGAAACUGCUAUGAUUAUAGAAAAAAGGGUUAAUCCUAGCUGGACCAUUUGUUACAUUUUUCCUUAAGCCAGUUUGCCAUUUUGAAGAGAUGAGGAAAUAAGUUGUGUACCAGAUUUCUGCUACACUUUCUGGUGAUCAGCAUGUUACCAGAAUUUCUUUUCCCCAUACUUUUUGUGCUGGUUAUGAAAGUAUGACAUUCCACAUUCAUAGGCCUCAUGUGGGGACUUUGAUUAUAAUAGUUAAUCUUAGUCAGCUGUAGUGCAUAUUCUCUUCCAUAAACAUUUGUACUGUCAGUAUAUUUUCUCUACAUAGAAGUCCUUAACAUGUGUUCCACUUUCUAUAUCUUUUCUAUGUAUUUUCGUCAGACCUUAUUGGAUUGUUGGAUCUGUCUUGGCACCAUAACUACAAUAGUGCAUCGUGGUUAUGGUGGCAGGAGUCCCCUGGUGUUCUUCCACAAUAGUCAAACCGUUUGUCGAUAGUGUACUGUAGUGGUUAUGGUCCUUAAACUGUCCUUUUAAUAUGGACUUUUGGUACCUUAUUCUUGUUUUAUUGUAAUGUAACAUUAUUCUUAUGUUAUGUAUUUUAUCUUUGUUUAUUGUAUAGGUUUGUUUGAAUAGUUCUUUAACCUGUACCUAAAAGUGAUUGCUUUCUGACUGUAGUUCUAUUUACUCCAGAGUAGCAAUAUACCCAAGGUCUUUGGGAAAGACCCUUAAGUUCAUGUCCACAGCUUCUGUCAUUUGAUUUAUUUUUUCCAGCCUCCACCUCCAUUUUUUCACCUUCUGUGUCCACACUGUCCGUGAUGCUCUGAAUGCUUCUUGUGACAUCUAUACCUACUGCCUUGACUGAUCUAAACCCGUCACUACUGUGCGGAAACUGGAAGCAGUCUGGAGUAUUUCUAGACUGUGUUAGGUUAUCAAGUGACGGUGGAGGCAUUACUGGAGAUGGCAUAUUUUAAGAAGGGGGAUUGCUGGUAUGAAUUACACUGCUUUUCCUUCUAAAUUUAAAAAAGUAAUUCAUGCAAAUUCAUACAACAAAGGGUAAACAAUUAAAUGUACUGUAUAAGCAUUUCUUUUAAUAACAAUGUGUCUGAAAGCUAUAAUUAAAAAUAGUGCAUACGUAAACUGACAAAACCAAAGUAUUCAUGUAGGAAUACACUGUACAUCAAGCUUGUCAAACUCAAAAGCGAACACGGGCCAAAUAAACAAGGUUUAAGUUUGUGGGCCGCAAAAAAAAUAGUUCGACCUAGACCAACACAAACUAAAAUUACUCUGAUCGUUCUCAUGCAAACAAUAUGUAAUCCUGGGUACCUAUAUAUAAUUUACUAAAAAGCUUCUCUUCAAAUUACUUACUUUGUUCCCCAAUCUAGUACACUGCCCACCUUUCAUCCACUCUAAUUUAAUACACUGCCCCCACUCCCACCAUUUUAAUUUAACACACUGCCUCCCCUCCCUCCCCCCAGUAUAAUACAAUGCCUCCUUCCCCCCCCAUUUUAACACACUGCUCCCUUCCCCCAAUUAAACGCACUGACCCUCUCCCACCACUCUAUAAUACACCGUGUCCCUCUUUUCCCCCUUAAUCUAAUACACUUCCCCAUAAUUUAAUAAACUACCCUUUCGAAUACACUGCCCCUCCUCCUUCCCCAGUUUAAUACUGUCUCCCCUCCCCAGUUUAAUACUGUCUCACCUCCCUCCCCAGUUUAAUACUGUCUCACCUCCCUCCCCAGUUUAAUACACUCACCUCCCUCCCCAGUUUAAUACACUCUCACCUCCUCCCUCCCAGUUUAAUACACUCUCACCUCCCUCCCUCCCCAGUUAAUACACUCUCACCUCCCUCCCCAGUUUAACACUCUCUCACCUCCCCCUCCCCCAGUUUAAUCACUCUCCCCAGUUUAAUACACUCUCACUCCCCAGUUUAAUCCACCUCCCUCCCCACUCUCACCUCCUCCCCAGUUUAAUACACUCUCACCUCCCUCCCCAGUUUAAUACACUCUCACCUCCCUCCCCAGUUUAAUACUCUCUCACCUCCUCCUGCUCUCACCUCCUCCCAGUUUAAUACACUCUCACCUCCCUCUCACCUCCCUCCCCAGUUUAAUACACUCUCACCUCCCCUCCCCAGUUUAAUACUGUGCCUCCCCCCAGUUUAAUGCUGUCCUCCACCCACUCCUCCCAGUUUAAUACACUGUCACCUCCCUCCCCAGUUUAAUACACUGUGUCACCUCCCUCCCCAGUUUAAUGCAUCACCUCCCUCCCCAGUUUAAUACACUGUCCGUUUAAUACACUCACCUCCCUCCCAGUUUAAUACACUGUGUCACCUCCCUCCCCAGUUUAAUACACUGUGUCACCUCCCUCCCCCCAGUUUAAUACACUGUGUCACCUCCCUCCCCCCAGUUUAAUACACUGUGUCACCUCCCUCCCCCCAGUUUAAUACACUACACUAAAUGAAGGUUCCCCCAAGCCCAUCUUCCUCUGCCUUAAGCCGUCUUUCCUGUCCAGUCCUGUACGAUCUUCUAUGCAUCUGCUCCUCUGGCACUUGAGCAGCAGGGAAGGGGGAGUGACUGGCCUGCUCUGCGCGCAGCUGCCGUAUAUGACUCCAUACGCUGUAUGCGCAUAUCUGGCGGCCGGUGUGGAAGACUGUUUUGUGUUUAUGAGGUCAGCCGUUGCCUGUGGAAGGGCCACAGCACAAAGCGGCCCCAGGGCAGGCAGCCAAUCGGGAAAUUUCCCGGUAUCCCAGUAGGUCAGUCCGGGCUUGGGCCGCAAAUAUACUCAUUGUGUGGCUGCAUGUUUAACAUGCUUGGUGUACAUGUAUGGAUCUUAUUUAUUUACUCUCUUCCUUCCCUCAUCCCCUAUUAUUUGAACUAAAACUAUAUAUGAAAUGAAUUAAUAGGACAGCUAGAGUGGUAUGUGCAGGAAACCUCUAGCCCACCUGCUGCUCUGGGAUGCACUUCAUGCAUAGUCAAAAUGCUAGAAGAGAUCUUAUCAGUUGUGCCACAUGUAGUCCUCACUUUGAGACUUACUUGUCUGACUGCUCAGUCUUAUGACCAGCUCUCUAGCGCAGGGAUACAAAGGAUUCCCCACUUUAGAGAGCUGGUCUAUGUUCGGGGACAUUUUUCCGAACAUAGAUCUGCUGGUGCGCAUGCUCUGUAGCGCAUCCUCACUUACCAACAAUUAGUUUUACAACAGUUGUAAGAAGAGAACCCGGUUGGUAAGUGAGGACUGUCUGUAUUUGUUUGCUAUGACAUACUUCUAGUCUGGAUAUCUGCUAAAUAUACAAUAGUAAUCUAUUUUUUAUUUUUUUUUUCUACAGACUAUGCGAAGACAUCGAAAUGAAGUGACCGUUGAGCUACGAAAGGUAACAUCUAGAGCAAUGUUAAUAUUUUGAGUUUUUCCUUUUUUUAAAUGUGCGCAAGGGGGUAUCUUUUACACUUUUCUAUGAUACACUAAAUCGGUACUAGAGUUACAGAUGAAUGGCUCCAGCAAACACAAACUGCAGGAUAUUUUAUUUAUAUCUCCGCUGAUGGAUAUUUGUCGUUGUCCAGUUUCUUAUGGUAGCAAAACACUUUCGUACGUUGAUCCCAUUGGUGGUUCUCCACAGAGAGAUCAGCUCGGUUUGGUUGUGUGUCUAUUUAUUUAUAGAUGUGACACUGCCUUCUGCCGCUAACUUAUAUUUUAUUAGUCAGGAACAAGAUACCUGUACUAUAAAAAGAACUUUGUUAUAUAUAGAUAUGGAAACAGAACAUCAUAAGGAAAGGUACCCUCAAUGCAAAAGAUGCACCGUGGGUGCCUUACAUCUGCAGUUAAUCACAUGACUGCACUAUAAUUCUGGAAUAUUAUACUGAUCACAUGUAUUUCAUAUACUGGAGGUAGAUUUGUGCUUCUCAGCGGCUGUUACAAUGAGCUGGGGGACUUGGAAACAAGCAAAUAGAUUUUUUAAACUCCCCUUAAUAACUCCAAACAUUAUCUUACAGUUUCUGACAUUUGACUAGACUGGUUUCUGCAGUCUAACGGCACCCCCAGGCAUAAAAGGGGUUAAAAACCGUUUAGGGGAUCUUCCCUUUCCAGAGACACAGGCACAGCUACUGUAGACAUCAGUCCACCGAACCGGAGAAGCAUAUGAUUGCCGUAAAUAGGCAAAUAGGAAAAAACAGAAUAGGUUUACACUCCUAGCCGUCGAACUGGAACAGCAUACAAUAAAUCCCCCCAAGAACGUGACAAAGCUCCGUGUUGAGGGUCAAGCAGUGAACAGACAGAGCUGUGGGUUUAUUGUUCUUAUAUACACCUUAGUACCACCCACAGGGUUUUGGAACACAACCAAUAAACACAUACAAUACACUCAGACACUCCCACACAAAAUCCUCCCCUCUGACUGUGAUACAAUUACCUUACACAAUGGGUAAUGUAAUUAUCACAAGCAGAGAAAUACAAUUUUUCCACAUUAUUCAUAACUUGAAAAGUAUGCAUCACAUUCACAUAAAUUUAUACAUUUUCAGAAUCAGCAUACUCCAAAUACAAACAUAUGUAAAAAUCAUCCAAAUUGGUCCAGUGGUUCAAAGGAUAGAUCGUAGUCCUUUGUGACCAAAGGAAGCAUGGCUUUUCUGCCCAAAACCAGUUCCACAGAGUCUUCUAUCCUGGAGAGAAUUGGGAAGUAAUCCAAUUAUCUCCAAGGACAGAGGCAAAACUCAAUUGAACACAUGGCAGCAAAAGACAAUAAAACACAUAAAAACAUAUAACUGUGCAGCCAUUGCACAAAACAGGUACAUUCAACAUAUCCCCAGAUAGCUCAGAUCAUUAUUACUGAAUGGCGCUCAGAGCACACACAUACAGUUAAAUUGCCAUGGAGCCAAAGUCUUUCCCAUAGUCUUUCAUUAUACGAAUGGGCUCCAUGGCAUAGCUAUCUGGGGUAUCACCGCUCAAACAGGGCCAGCACCGAAUGACCCAGGUUUCGUGUCUCCGCAGGGGAAAAUCAAGUGUUUCAACAUGGGGCCAUAGUCUAAAGGCAGCAGGCGGGCAAACAGGCGGGCAAACAGGCUUCUCCAAUGCAAUGUGGCGAGAUUACUCUCGUCACACUGUUUUUGUUCACCUCAAAACAGGUGGCUAGGACUAAUGUAAUGCAUGACAUGUACUUCAAAGGGAUCAGUAGUAUGCAGCCCUCUACAUGCUAUUCUAUGUCUAUUCACAUUAAUAAUCAUGUAUAAAAUUACUUUUAAUUGGGUUAUUUUAUUUGUCACAAUUUCCUAGCAUUUCAGUCAUCUAUAACAUCAUUAUGAACCUCCCUUGAAGGCUUUUUUUUGGGGACCUCCGGGCAUUGGCAGAUCAAGUCAUUUGGAUUGAUAAGACGUAAAUUCACUUGACUUCACUUUGAGUGAGCUAAAUUUGUGCCUCAGCAAGUGUAGUAGUCAUUAUGGGGCUGUAGUGUUAAUGGGUGACUCCAACCUCUUUGUCCACUUCUGAUUUUAAAAGUAAGAAGAGAAAUCUGAAAUUUUAUGCAAGGGACAAGUUGCACCCCUGGCACAAGAACUGUUCUGGACUGCCUAAUGGUGUUUUUGUUUCACAAAAUGUCUGUCUUCAGCAAUCAGCAUGCUGGUGUCAGGCGUAGUCUUUCUGCAUUUGCAGGCAGUGGUGGAAGCACUUAUAGGAAUACUAUAGGUCAGAUAUAAUUUGUCCUACCACCCUCCCCCCCUUCUUUUAACUAGUGCCUGUCCUCCUCACAUCCUUACCUGUUAUUCACGUAGUAUGUACACCGCUUUGCCCCCACACUUUGGCCAAAUAAGCCUAUCCCUAGACUAAUGGGAGCAAAUAAUUACACUGGGGAAACCCUUUACAUUUUUUUUUUUUUUUUUUUUAAAGGAGCACUAUAGGGUCAGGAGCACUGGUUACAAAUAAAUGGCAAACUUGGAAUGCUUAUUUAAAUCACAUUCAGUGUCUUUGAUGUGAUAUGGAUGUUCACCCAGCUAUUCCCCCCCUCCCCCCUCAAAAAAAAAAAAUACACACACUGAGUUUCUUCCUUCCUCUUGUAAUAAGAAUAUAAUUUGUUUUUUACAUCGGGUAUUACGAGACAUUUUAACUUUGGUAUUUUAGAUUUUUAGUAGUAGCUGUAAAGAAGCAGGUAGAUGGGGUGUAUGUGAGAUCAAACUCUUUAACAAAUAUACUUGUUGCAAGACUUGAAAAAUAUCAGCCAUUCUUCACAGGGAAGCAAAAUCUAAAUUGUGAGGAAAUCACAGUUACAGUAUUACAAGCACAUACAUGAAUAGUUAGAAUUGAAAAUUCAUUUUAAGUUUUAGGACAAAAUAGCUGAAUUGAGAACAGAGCUGACUGAGAAUCUUUUCCAGUUUGGUAAUUGUGGCCUAAAAGUCUACUCUGCAGUAGUGACUACUAAAACGGUUUCCGAUAGUGAAAUUUUGAAGGAAACUCAAGACCUUUCUCUGAGUGCACUUUUUAAAGGUACACUCUAAGCACCCUAGCAUGUCCCGAUUGCACAGGUUAUCGUGCCAGGAGCUCAGUUUGUGUCAAUUUACAUAGUGGCUUCUAACAUCAGGAUUCACAAAAGCUAUUCCCCUUAUAAUGUCAUGAUUUUCGUUUCUUCUCUGUGCACACUGCAUCUACCCUUCCUCUCCUGCUUUCAAACCUGGAACUUUAACGGUCACAGCUCAGGAAAUUAGAUCUUACAAAACCCGACAAUCUCCUGGUUGGUGGAGUAUCUUCCUGGUUUUGGAUGUGACCUCUGCUGCAGCAGCAUGCAAUCCUUAACAGUAUUUUAAUAGAGUUGCCCACUACCUUGUGUGCAGCUGAAGAAAGUGAUUUCACCACAGCAAACGUAUAAUUAGGCUACACUGGAUAAAUAAAGGAAAUGUCAAACUUACAGGGAACUUUACAUGCAGAGUGGAUAUAAAAGGCACAGGUAAUUACAUGCAAAUAGAAAUAUCAAAACAGAAGUACUUAAAAAAAAAAAAAAAAAUAAAUAAAAAAAAAAUUCUAUAAUAAAAUCUCACUUAUGUAAAGAACAUUUUCUUUCUGCAUUUAUUGUAUUACCUUUUUGUCGUACAAGGCUUUAAACUGUUGCUCUGUGUGAGCUAUGCAAAGAAUUGCGCUCCUGUAGAGCUAUGUACUUAAAUAGGUCAGGUUGGUAUCCAAACUGGGGCCAGUCUGUUUUGGAAGUGUGUAACUUUCUCAGAUACACCUGAUAAUGUUUUCUUUCCUGUAACCUUUUUGUCCGUGCCUAUUUCCUUUUGAUUGUAAGCUCUCUGGAGGGUCAUACCUAGCAGUUUGUAUAACAGUGCUACAAAUGUCAGAACUAAGUCUGUGGGACAGGGCCCUCUACUCCUUUUGUGUGGGUAUGUUUAAUUAAACUUAACUGUCUGUUAGAAAAACUGUAAAGCAAUCUGAAUAUGAGCGCAAUAUGAAACUAUUAAUGUUUUGCAGUUUUUUUUUUAAUAUUCUGCAGACUUGUUCCCUAAAACAGCUGGCCUUUCUAUUUUAAAGAUUGAUGGGGGAAAUAAGAAUUGUAUCAUAAAAGGGAUAUUCCUGGCACCAGAACCACUUCAUUUCAGUGAAAUGGUUAUGGCGUCUGAGUCCCUUGGCACUGUCUUACCUUUCAUUGGUACUAACCAGUUUAGCAAAGUAGUAUUCUCUCCAGACGCCUGUCACCUUUCCUUUUCUCUGGUGCUCGGCUAAUGUGUAAGCAUUUGCUCGAGGAGUGAAAGAGACAUUGCUAGGCUAAGAGUAUCAGGUGACCGUUUCAGCCUACUAUGACCACCCACUGUCAGUACAACUGAAAGCACUGUUAAAACGGGAAGGUAAAGUGGCACCAUUGGACUGCAGAACCAUAAUCACUAAAUUGAGAUGAAGUGGUUAGGAUGUCGGGUGUAUGCUUAUAAAUUAUCCUUGUUUACUGAUCAAAUCUUUGACACUUUUUGUGCAUGAAAUGAUGGACAAUAUUUCCGUUUCAGAACAAAAGAGAGGAGCAUCUGCUGAAAAAAAGAAAUGUUCCACAAGAAGAGAGUCUGGAAGAUUCAGAUGUAGAUGGAGACUUCAAAUCGGUAUAGUUUUGGGAUUUUUUUGGUGUUAAACGGUAUUGUUGUUUUUUUGUUUUUUUAUUACACAACAAUGUCUUCAUUUGUAUAGGCAUGCUUAAUUUAGUAGUUAUGAGUACAUUCUCUGGACACGUGAAUAUUCAGUUUCAUAAGAGCGGAUGUGUUGUAUACAAAUGUGGAUGUCCACUUGAAUGAACAUUAAUUGAUAUAUCUAGUAUGCCUCUCUAUAAUACUGGAUACAUUACCUAUGCCGAUUUAAAGUGCACUCCAGUCAUCAUAACCACUAUAGCUUACAGGAGAUGAUACAUCACUUGUGUAGGAGGACACCCCAUGCCAAAAACAUUUAGUGGUUCAGAGUUUGAACAGGAGCCUGUGCCAAUGCAACACCAUCAUAAGCAGUAACUGCAAUUUUUUUUUUUUUAAUUCUUUAAUAAUUUUUUAAUGAAGUGGUCUGGGUGCCAGGUCCAGCUAGGGUUAACCCAUUUUUUUAUAAACAUAGCAGUUUCAGAGAAACUGCUAUGUUUAUGAAUGGGUUAAGCCUUCCCCUAAUCCUCUAGUGGCUGUCUGACAGCCACUAGAGGCGCUUGCGUGCUCUCACUGUGAUUUUCACAGUGAGAGCACGCCAGCGUCCAUAGGAAAGCAUUGUAAAUGUUUUAAUGGAGGCUGAAUGCGCGCUGCAGCUCUUGCCGCGCUGCGCAUUCAGCCCAGGAGGAGGAACGGAGGAGGAGAGAGAAGGAGGACAGCCUCAGCGCUGGAAAAAGGUAAGUUAUUACCCCUUUCCCCCUUCCAGAGCCGGACGGGAGGGGGUCCCUGAGGGUGGGGGCACCCUCAGGGCACUAUAGUGCCAGGAAAACGAGUGUUUUCCUGGCACUAUAGUGGUCCUUUAAAGAUAGUAAACAUAUGUGAGGGACCUUGGUAAUAGACUCUUUGGGAGGUGCAAUACCAGCAUUUUAAAUUAAUUGUCUCUUUACAGUUAGUGGAGAGCAAUUCCUAUGUGUAAUGGCAUGGUGUGUAAGUCCAUCUGUAUCAAGUUGUGCCCGACAGCCUCCGCUCUCCUGUUUGUACUCACCCGAUCCCUUCUGGGCUCCUGGUGCAUACCUCAGGGGUCCUCAUCACCCGGAACAUCAGGGGCAAGUGUCUGGCUAAGCGCCAGGUUACCGGCUUAUGGUGAGAAGAGUUUGUUACGUCGGGUGGUUGGUGCCGCCCGGUGGGCUGGGUGUCUCAUAUCUGGUGCGGUUUUGGCGCGGCUUGAGGCGUAGGUGGGUGCUGUAGCAGGCUCUGCAUGUCGAUUUGUGUCUCCGAUCCUUUCUUCGGCGCCUUUUUAGAGGACCUAUAGUAGCUGUUGGUCUGUGUCCUCCCCUGGGGCCCGUAAGCACAUGGGGUAGUGGCUCAGGAUUAGCCCGCUUGGCGUUAGCUGUAGUCAGUGCCCUCUCAAAGACUCUGGCCCAGAAGGCUGUAAGGAUUGCAUCCAGCUUGGUCAGUGUGCUGUUCAGCCGCUCCCUGCAGUCCCCCAUAUUUUCCAUCUUGCUUGUAGUGUCUGCCAUUUUGGGGUCGGUGACUCUAGGAGCCUGGAUAUGUGGAUCAGCGGAGGGUGAGCUGCUGGUGCCGGUAUAUCUCUUACCGGCGGCGGGGGGGGAGGGGGAAGGCUCAUGGGUGGUCCACCACAGUGUUUGUAUUGGCUUUCGGGGAGUCCCGGACUGGGUGAUCGGCCACCUCACCCACGCCCUUACCUCCGCCUAGGCCUCUAGUCAGGCUUGCUGUUGCUGCAGUAUGCCCCAGUGAUGCAGUCCACAUUCUCGGUGGCUCAGCGUUACAGCAGUAGUCUGUGUGAUCCAACUUGCAGCCCCUUCCAGGAUAGUGCGUUUUGAGUGAGAUUGUAGCAUAAGAGCCAAGUUUGUUUCGCUUAAAGUGGGAUUUCAGGCUGGAUCUCAUGCUACACAGGUCUGCUCAGCUCCACAGCCAGGCCCCGCCCCCCAGUAACAGCAAUUUGACCAUGUUAAGUUGGUUAGUGUGAGUUCGACUUGGCUGAAUAAUUCUGUAUCCCAUUGCUUUCCUCUUACACAAAUAUUUUUGCUGGAUAAUGAGGAGGGGAAUUUCCUCAUUAUGUCUUCAUUGGAUGUGGUGGGCGUAUGAUACUGUAGAAUGUCCAAAUGUUUGACAGAAAGAAAAAAGAUAGUAUUAAUGGUGCUUGAGUGUCCUUGAAUAUGUGGUAUGAUCUAAUAGUCUUAAUUAAAAUGAGAAUGAAGUAUCAUAUAACUUUUAAUUGCAUAUAAAAAUCUAUUGGUGCAUUUAAUGUACCCAUUUUCUGGCUUAAAGGGACACUGUAGGCAUUGUAACUAGCUAUAAUGUCUGGAGUCCACUGGCGCCAUCCUUCCAUUCAGUAUGAAAACAUUUUUAAUGAGGGUGUUGUUAAAAGAAUGCCAAAAGACCACUUUCAGCCUAUCACAGCCCUGCUAUGAUUAUGGCCAGAAGACAGUAUGUGACCUCUGCCUUAGCCAUAGCUCCAGUAGGGACCAGGCUAUGAUGUAGCCAAGGGCAUCUCAUUCAUUGCUACUUUAAAAUGGUUUAGCACUGAAUGGAGGGACAGCCCCAGAAGAUUCCAGGUGCUGUCUAACUCAAUUUAUGAAAUGGUUAUAGUGCUUGCAGUGUCCCUCUAAGAAUACAUUCCUUACUCCUAAUUUUGCAGCAAUGCAUAUAUCCCAAAACCUUUUUAAAUGCUUCUACUAUAUCAGUCUAUUGCUGCUGGAAAGGUAUUGCUGGUAUCUGCAACUGUUUGUGAAUAUGUUCUGGCAUAACCGCUUUAUCUUUGCAAGGGCAUAUUUUGACUUUAUAAUCCUACUUUUAUUUAUUUUAUCUAAAAAAAAAAUCAUAUAUAUAUAUAUAUAUAUAUUUAUAUAUAAUAUCAGCAAUUCGAGUCACUCAAUAUAUAAGGUACAUAAUUUAGUUUAUUUGCAUGACAGAUCAUCUUUACAUUUUUGUUUAUGCUUAAAUCUGUGUUUCAAAAACUAAAACGUUGUGUUAAUUUUUUUUUUUUUUCCCCCUCUCUCUGAAGCAAAACGUAACACUAGAGGCAAUAUUACAGGUAUGUAUUAAAACUGCUAUGUCUCAUAGCCUCACAAUUUUGCUUAUUUGCAUCCUGUAGUUUUAAUGUGAUUUGUGUUGUCUAAUUUACAGAAUGCCACCAGUGAUAACCCAACAACCCAGCUGAGCGCUGUUCAGGCAGCAAGGUAAUCUACCAAGAUUUCUAUUUAAAUGUUUACAUUCAGCUGUAUUUCUUCUAUAUGAUAUAAAUGUAACAAUGACAGUCCACAUUUUUUCUAUUUGUCUGUUUUUGUUAACAUUCAGAACACUUGGUGUUCAGUGCUAUUUGUGUUAAACUGAAAACGUACUAUUUCUGCCUCUCUCAAAAGUAACAUUUAGAACUGUGUUCCUAUUUUACUUAAAGGGACACCUUAAGCAACAUCACUACCUGCUCAUUGCCUAGGUUAUGGUGUCUUUCUCUAUGUAUGCUUAUUACUUGUUGCAUACAACUGCAGUGAUUUGCAAAAUUUAGCUGUAAGGCAAUUCUCUUGCUCUCUGACAGCAAACAAGGUAUCUGUACUUUUCAUUUGACCGUACAAAUAAUUGUACAUUGUGCACAUGCUGUUUACUCGCAUGACAUGACAGUCAGAUGCUGCACAGCUCCAUUCACAAAACUGGCCCUAGCCAACUAUAGCCAUGUUGAUAUGAUUGUAAAAAUCACAUCGAAAAAGAUUUAGGUCCUCCAAUUGUGCAACUAAAAUUACAUUUAUCUGCCAAGCACUAAAUGAUGCAUCUCCCACUACUUGAUUAUGAGUUGUGUACUUCUUAACCUCUUAAGGACCAAACUUCUGGAAUAAAAGGGAAUCAUGACAUGUCACACGUCAUGUGUCCUUAAGGGGUUAAAGCGGUAGUACAAUCUCCAUUACAACUUAUUAUAGUGGCUGUGGUGCUAAACAUCUGAGGGCUCCAUCCUUCGAUAUUUUUUCUUACCCCUCACCCCAUUCCAGUCUCCCCAAGUCUAUUUUUAAGACGUUUGAAAAAAAAUAGGUUCACCCAGGUGCUUUUACAGGCUCUCUGAUAAUGAAGAGCCUACACUGUAGGCUUCUUUAAAAUACAAUUUUAGUCUUUUCCAACAUUUUAUGCUUCUCCAACUUCUAUUUUAUCACAAUACAUUAAUAAACUGUGUGUCUAUAUACCAUUUAAAAUGUUUUUCUAUCUUCUCUGAUUAAGGCUAUAUGACUGACUUUUUUUUUUCCCCCUCUUCCAGAAAGUUGUUAUCCAGUGACAGAAACCCUCCGAUUGAUGACCUUAUAAAAUCUGGAAUUCUGCCAAUCUUGGUGAAGUGCUUAGAGGCUGAUGAUAAGUAUGAAUGGUUACAUUUUCUUAUUCCUAUAGUGAACACUUUAAAUGUAUUUUUGUUAAUUUAAAUAUACAUUUUGUAAAAGCAGACCUUUACGAGAAUGUUACUCCUGAAGUAAUCUAUGAAUUGGGUUGUCACUGAUAUUCCUUAAACUAUUGAUCAGUAGAGAUUGAAAAGAAAAAAUGUUUUUGUAAUGUAUGGUAAAGCACUGUGGACUCUAUCAAAACUUUGCAAGUUUAUCGCUACAUCUCUUUUGACUGUAAACUAAAACAAGAGCAACAUAUUAGUAACUACGUAACUAAAAAUCUAAAUGUAGAUAUACUGCAUUUAAUCAGGCAGCUGUCUCAAGCAGCCAUUAAUGAACUCACGCCAUCACCAGAGAGACUUUGCCACACGUCACUUAAGACCUAAUCUGCCUGUAAGGCCAGUUCAGGUCCAAACUGCCAGUCAGCCUCCUCUGCAUCAAAUACACCAUUUUUUGUUUUUGUUUCCCUCCUCUUCUGUUCUAGCUGGCAUUGAGAUUUAUUUAUGCUACCGAAGAGUUUAUUUUGUAUUAAAAAUACAACAUGAAGCAAAUACUUUGGUGUUUAUUUACUUUCCAUAUCUGGGUCUUAUUUAUGGGGCCUGUCUGAUAUUCUUCUUUUGUAAUGGCACUAAUGAGAGAACUUAUUUAUGGAUACAAUAUUAUUUUUAUUUUUUUUAAAUAUAGUUUAAGGCAUGAAAAAAACUAGUACAAAUACAUGUUUAUUCAACACUUCAUAUCUUGGUUCAGUCAGUGAGGAUAGGGCUUACAGGUAUUUUGAGACCCUAAGUGGUUACCAUUGCACAGAGCAAGUUGCUACUUGUUUAUCCUUUGCAAGGUUUUCUUUUUUUCUUAUAGUUUUGGUUUCAAUAGAUCUACUUCAAAUUAAUGUUAAAACCUAUGUUUUCAUCACUGUAGCAUAGACUUUUUUUAUUACAUUUGUUUUUGGUUAAAUUCAUUCUGAAGUUUUUAUUCACUAAUUUGUGACCAGGAUUUUUUUUUUAACACUUGCUUUUUGUGACUUUUUUUUCCCUUCUCUUUUUAGUCCUUCUUUACAGUUUGAGGCAGCAUGGGCACUUACCAACAUAGCCUCGGGCACAUCUGCACAGACACAAGCAGUGGUUCAGUCAAGUAAGUCUGUCUAAAUGGUGUCUGAUCACUGAAUUGUGGUGAAUGGGAAACUAAACGUGCUAAUAUAGCCAAGCUGGGAAUAUAGCGGAUUUAGGAAAGUUCUUAGUGGGUUUUUUUGAGAAUUUAUAUAUAUAUAUAUUUAUUAUUCGAUGACCACUUAAGUAGCUGUUUUAGUGAAUACCAUUAACAGUUUCCAUAUAUGGACAAGUGUUAUCGGGUAGCAGUAUUAAUUAAAAGCAUCCUAGUGCAUUUUGAGACAAAAUCCAAAUAGAAUAUUGAACUGUUAACCAAAUUUAAUUUAUAUCAAACGAGUUGCUCUUAAUGACCACUUAAUUCUGUUCUGCUAUUUUCUUGGAUGUUCCAGCACUUUAGUGUGACUUACAAUGAUAGAAUAGUAGUAGAAUAAUUUAAGACGGUAGUCCUAUUUAUAAAGCUCCAACUUAUUCCCCACUGCUGUACAAUCAGGAAAAAUGGACAGUGCAGAUUAGACAAACAAAUAUAAGGGAAUAGAGGACUCUGCACCCCAUGAUCAGAGAUCAGCUAUUUACAGCCGUUCUAAAGCAGAGGGCUCGUGAGCUUACAAUAAAAAGCAUUAUGAUAUGGGGACUUGAAACAAGAGGGAGCAGGGGAACAUUUUGAAGAUUAUGGACGGAGAGCCUAGAGCAUAGACUGCUUAGAUGUGAUUAAGGAAGAGGCCAAACACCUGGAAAGGCAUGCUAUAAAUGAAGCCGAAAGUAGAGAGAGGGGAAAAGGUGGAGUGUGUGUGUGAGAGAUUGCUUGUAGUGGAUAUAGAAAUGUGUAUGAGACCUCUAGAUAUAAUAGAAUUUAGAGGGAACAGGUUAAUGUAUGUACUACUGGGGAAAAGAAGGGCAGGGUAAGAACAAAGGAAGGGACACACACAAAUAUGUGGUCUAAACUUCAAAUGUUAGUCACACAUAUUCUGUUUAAAAAAAUUAUCGCAUGUAUUAAAUGUUGUGCAACUACAGUUUUAGUGAAUGUAUGUAUUAUGCAUCUGGAUAAGACUGUCCCAUAGCUAAUAACGUCUUGAGCACUAGCCAGAAUUGUUUGUUUUGAUGUCAGAAGGCCUGGCACACCAUGUGACCAUGUUUAUUAUUCACGUAGAUGCUGUACCUCUGUUCCUACGACUUCUCCAUUCCCUGCAUCAAAAUGUAUGUGAACAAGCAGUUUGGGCACUUGGAAAUAUAAUUGGUAAGUAUGACUAGUCUAUUGGACAACAAACAGAAUUAUAUAUAUAUAUAUAUAUAUAUAUAUAUAUAUAUAUAUAUAUAUAUAUAUAUAUAUAUAUAUAUAUAUAUAUAUAUAUAUAUAUAUAUAUAUUUUUUUUUUUUAAAUGAUUAGUUCAGUAUUCCAUUGGCACGUAAAUGUGCAUUCAUGUUUGACUAGCUGUGAGUCAAAGCAAAAACAAACUCUGCUACUUCCUAAAGGCAAACAUAAAUGAAGUGUGACCUCACGAUAACAUCUGACAUUUGUUCUUUUUAUACCGCUCCUAUGUAGGGAUGAUUACAAAUACAGAAUUAACAUUAAUUGGAUCUAGCUGCCUGCUAAUGAUAGUGGUAAUGACAUAUUAGAAAUUGCUGAACUGUUUUAAAAGCAAUGUGUAAUAUCUAAGGCUAUAGUACCUUUCUAACUAGUUAGGUGACGCAUGCAUACGUUCACCCAUUUGUAUUAAAAAAAGCCAUAUUCCUUACAUUUUCUCCCUUGCAGCUCCAGGCUCAGCAGGGAAGCACUGAGAGAUUAGUCCUCAUGCAUGGCAAUACACGCUGCGCCACUCAAAUGGUAUCUGAUACCAUCUGACUGAAAUAAGUUUCACUUGGUUAUUUGGACGGAUCAUGUUAAAAACAAUGGUUCCCCCCCAAAAAAAAAUGUCAGUGCACUGUGUAUACACUUAAAAAUAUCAAUGCAUUGUACAUAUACUUGCUUAUGCUUCAAUUAUGUAGACAACACAGCUUGCAAAUAAUACAUAGAAACAUAGUACAAAACUGUCAAAUGAAAAAUGUGUGAUAUUGUAAAGAAAUUGGAAUUUCACUCACAAAUGUGGAGUGGAUUUCUGUACCAGUUUCAACUUUCAGGCACAGGUAAGAUCAAUACUUUGUGUUUGUUGAAUCCACUGUAUUCCUUUUAAAGGACUUGCCAUCAGUCAAGCCGGAUCUUUAACACCUUUAUUAAGCAAAAGUCACAAAUUAUAUUGUCGUGCUUUCCUUUUAAGGGUAAGACGUCUGUAGCAGUUUCUGCCCUUGGAAUCGCUUCUUCACAUCAUUGCAUUGACACACAAAAGUACGAGCGCACCAUUGUUUUUAACAUUAUCAUGUAUAUUGUUGCCAGUAAUUUUAAUAUUUGAUGCACUUUGAUCACUUGAUUGAAUGGUGACAUUAUUCUGUUAUUUGAGCACUUGCAGAAGCGCAAAUUAUAUCCAAGGAUUGAUAUAAUCCUUUGCCUUCAUAUGUAUUCAUUCUUUUCCCCAUAAAAUCAAGUUACAAUCGGGUUGCUGGUAUGCUGUAUAUUUCCAAAUUUUUAUUUCUUCAUUUUUCUUCCCUGCCCUGUCAGCAUCAUUGAUAAAAAGAUUUUUCCCCCAUUUUAUUUUUAUAAACUCUUCUUGCGUCUGUAGGUGACGGCCCCCAGUGUAGAGAUUACGUCAUCUCACUUGGAGUUGUCAAACCGCUCCUGUCGUUCAUCAACCCCUCCAUCCCCAUCACCUUCCUCCGGAACGUCACAUGGGUCAUUGUCAAUCUUUGCAGGAAUAAGGAUCCCCCACCGCCAAUGGAGACUGUCCAGGAGGUAACUAAAAUUAGCAAAGAUAUUGAGAACAAUUAAUUCACUUUUUGUAUGCAAAUCUGGUUUUGUAAAUUUGGUUCUGUAUCAAGUGGCAUUUUUUUCGUCAAGAAACCUUGAACAUAAGUAUUUUGAGUACAUGCCUAUCUCACACAGUUUUCUCAGUGGGAAGCUAGUCCUAGGCUGUGAGUGUCAGUUCAGCCUAUUACCAACGCCCAGUCUAAGGUUUCCUCAUUGAAGCUGAGACUUAGCUGAAGGAAAAUGGGCAAAGCAGACAAACGCCGUCUAUACAACUUUGGUGUUAAACAAUUUGUAAAUGGUUUAACAUUUUACGGUAACACUGCAGCGAGGGCCUCAAGACAACAUAGCAACUUCAUUAAGAUAAAGUUGGGAGAGUUCAUUUAAUAUGCAAAUGCAUGCGGUUUUUUUGGUUUUGAAACUUCAUUUUUAUUAUGAAUCUUAUCAAUGUAAUUAACCAUAUCUGACAAAGAAUGAAUAGUAAUCAGUAUGAAGUUAAGCAAGAUCGUAAUAUACAAUACAGCAUUCAACACUCAAACAUUUUGAUGAUAAAAUUCUCAAUAUCAAAUUAAAAGUAAUCCUAAUCUGUGAAAAUUGAACCACCUCCUGAUCUAGUCCACUCCAUUGCCCAUCCCUUUGUCCUCUCCUCGCUUUAGGAAGAGAAGCAAUUGCAUUGUGGAUUGAAGAGUUUGUAGGAGCCAUGAUCUCUUAUGCAAUAGGUGUUACUCAAUCUUGGUUUGGAAUGGUUAAUCAAACAGAGAGGCAGGGCAUUAAACCAUAAACCAAAGCUCAGAUAACAAAGAAACAAAACUAGUAAAGCCUAAAAACAAAAACGUGUGAACUGUAAUGCCCAUCCAGGUAGUGAGUAUAUGAAGGAGUAGUUGAUAUCUUUGGACAUAGUUUUGUAAAGGGUCACGACCAGCUGUGUACUCCAGGUUUGUCAAGAAUUAGUGCAAAGGUGGUGCACCCUGUUGGUUCCAGACCUGAAGGAUAGUUUAAUAUCCUACUGCUGCUAUUGUACUUGUUGUGAGUUAUUGGAUUACCUGGGAGGGUCCUCUAUAACAGAAACACAGGAUUGAGGGGUAGAGAGAAUGUUAUUAGUGUCUACAUACUGUUUUCAUUCCCUCUAAAUGGACUUAAUCGGGGUGCACUUCCACAGACAGUGAUACAAGUCCGUGUUUGUAUGUGUGCAUUUGAAAUAAGUCACUGAAUCCUUUCUAACCAGGGGAAUAAUAUACCCAAUGCGUGGUUUUUAGGAUCAUAUCUCAAUAGGAGUCAAUGGGUAGAAGUUGGCUUUGUGGUGUAGUGUGCAAUAAAGAUAUCUUGGCUUAUAUCAGGAAAACUUGCCUUCCAGUGCCCCAAGCCUGUCUCUAUCGUGGUCCAGUCUGAUGUGUACCGCAAGAGUUUAUAUAAUUUUGCUAUGGAGUAGAAAGCCAGGUUUUAUUUGCAUAAGUGUCCAAGGGAUUAUCCCAAUCAGCAGGUGUAAAGUGUUAUGAUUUGGAAAUAAUGUCGCACAAUGGCAGUGGAAGUCCUAGGAAACGCUCCCUGAAGUUCUCAAAUGAGAGCUUUUGGGCUGUUAAAGUCCACGGAAGUACAUUUUGUGUUGACCAUGUUGUGAAGGGAUGGUGAUUAUUUCCAUCCUUAAGUUGUGAUUUCAAGAUAGGGUUGUUUGGAGAGAGUAUAAAGUAUUGGCUCCCAAUCUGGAACUUGAUCAUUUUCAAACCGUAAUAGGAACAGUUACCAGAGGGCUUGUGAGGAUAUCACAUGAAAGGAGGUUAUGUAGUCUGAGGAGAGCUGGCAGUAAGUUUGGCAACAACAGGAAGGACUCCAAGGUUAGCUCUGAAAAUCUUUGUUUGAAACCAAUCCACUGCAUGUCGAAGUUCAGCCACCAAGCUAUAUUCCCUAGCGUUUGGGAGGUUAAGUCCACCUUUUUCUUUUGAUUUUUGAUUGAUUUUAGUUUAGUGAAACAAGCUCUCCGCCCUUUUAUUCAGAAGGCAUUUGUCUUUUUAUUUUUGGAAAGGAGAAGUGGGAGUACCUGUAAGAGAUAUAGCCGGUUUGGAAAGCUAAUUUAUAUAGAUGAGAUAUAUAUAUGUAUAUAUAUUGCAAUUUUUGCCGUUGUUCUAGUUCUUUAAAAAUAAGUGUAAACAUCUGGGAAUACUCAAUUUGUAAAGGGAUUGAGAGAUUUUAAUCCCAAUGUAUUUGAAAGCUGUUGGAUGCCAUGAUAAAGGUUGAGUCCACUAGAUUUGGAGCUAUUGAUCUAGAGUUCUGCCUUGUCAUGGAAAGUCUCAAGCAGUUCAAGGAAGGGUGGUAGUGACAGGGCAGAUUCAGUUAUCUAUAUCCUUGGAGGUCAUCAGCAAAGGCCAAGACGCUCUAGGUGGUGUCGCUCAUUGGGGUGCUUCUUAACACCUGUAGAAAACCUAUUGCUUGUAAUAAUCGAUCUAUGGCUAAAUUUAAUAGUAAUGGUGAUAGGGGGCAUCUGUGCCUUACCCCCUCUUUCCAUGGAAAAGUACGGGGAGUCAUGGCCAUUUGUGCUAAUACAAGAGGUUGGAUUAUGUUGAAAGAAAUUAACGUGAGAGGCGGGCCUGAUUGCCAUGCUGUGCAGACAUGGUUUUCCAGAGCUCUUGACUCAAACAUACUGCUUUUGUGCCUCAAAAUAGCUGAUCUUGUCAUCCAGUCAGGUCUGCUGCUUCCUGAAACUGCUGUGCUACCUCAACUGUUUCUCAGUUCUUGUUACGCGCCUGUUUUCACUGUGCCUCAGUGACUGUGGCGAGGGAGGCGGCCGAUCCACAAGCUUAAGCGGAGCUGCUUGCCGCAGCAGGGAGCCAUUGGAAACCUGAUUCUCUUCCUUGGAGGCUAAGUUCGAUAGACUAUGCAACAGUUUCUUGGAGGCCCUAGCUCAACAGGGUACACUAUUGGACAGACCUCCCGGGCCCAGUGCAGCUCACCAAACUGCAGCGAAGUGAAUGGCCACCACUUGUUCAGGCUAGUUGGGUGCGAACACCCAGAUCACCAGCGGGUCAGGGAAUACCCUUUCUACUACAUGCACUGAUCAGGGGGGCCCACCUGUCCUUCAGCAACUGAGCAAAUUCUCACUUCUUCUGGGCAGACUAUACUGUGGGCUACACAACACCGUACCAGUAAAUUGUGGGUUCCUGCGAGAAGUGGAUCCUGGCACCAGCCUGCUGUCUCUUUCUACCAACCAAAGUGAGGUUGAAUAGCUGCAUAUUCCAACUCAGUAGGAAGUAUACAGUUUAGCAAUUCGUAUUCUAGGAUGUAAUCUCUGCAGCCCACAAGUUAAACAUUGCAUACACAAGAAAUAGUUUUUCACUAUUUUCUUGUCGCCCUCAGUGGAAAAAUAUAUCUGCAUUUACUUUUGUUCUAUGCUACUAGACUAUCCACUAUGUAAUUCACAGAAUGAGAUAGUUAUAUGCUAGCCUUAAUUAUACCAUGGGAUUUGUAUGAUUCUCACUGCUAUGUUUAAGUAUGCUGGUAUUUAUUUCCACUUGUAUUAAAAUCUCAUCUCAAUAAAAAAAAAGUGUGCCCAGAUUAACGCAGUUUCAAUACUCUGAUUAGGUGUUGCCAAGUGAUACUAUCAAAAGCUUUUUCUAUCUCGAGACUGAGGAAUGAGGGGGAAGCAGAGCCAACUCUCUCCCUAGUGGCUACCGCCACCAGUACCCUCUGGACUGCAGUAGCUGCCUGACGUCCCACCACAAAGCCCAGCUGAUGUGCAGUGAGCACCUGGGGUAGGAAUGUCUGCACUCUCAGUGCAAUGAUUUUAGUGAGGAGUUUAAGGUCGUGGUUGAGUAAGGAUACUAGACUAUAUGAUGCCAGGGCCACUGUGCCUGGUUUUGGAAGAACGGUGCAUGCUUUAUUAAGCAUGUGUUUCUGGAGUUCCUACAAAUAAAUUUGAAAAGGGCUUUGAGGGUAGUGCUGUUCUGUUUCAGGAGUUUAUAAUAUUUGGCAGCAUAGUCAUCUGGACCUAGUGCUUUUCCAGAUUCAAGGGAUACAAUGGCUUUAUGGAUCUUUCAGUAAUGGGUUAAUUAAGGUGCUCCCUAGAGUCUUCAUGUGAGCUAAUUGUAGGCUUUUGUGGAAGGCCAUACCCUGAUCAUGGUUGUCUGUUGGGUUCAUAAGUUGUCUAGAGUAAGAAAACUUUAUUGAUGGUUUCAUGAGACGCAAGUCUAUGAUCCUCAGGGUCAACAAUCGCAGUUAUGGGUUUGAAUUUAUUUCUAGAAUUUGCCAUGCAAACUAGCAGUUUCCCAGACCUUCCACGUCAAUUAAAAAAAAAGUGUUGCAUUUGGAAAUCUAAUUUGGAUUGUGCAUGACCCUCAAGUGUUCAGAGUAUGCUUACUUAUGCAGCAGGAUUCCCACUGCUCUGGCCUUGGAGUUGUAUUUAACCACUAUACAAGAUUAAAUCCACAGAGCUAUAAGUUGGGUAGUAGCUGAUCAGUGAGUUUCCUACAGGAAAUGUGGUUGGUGUUAAAUAAGUAAGAAUUUCCUUUCUUUUGUGUUGGCCCACUUUAAAUUUCAGGACACAAGCUAGAGUAGAUUUAAGGGUUGUCUGGUAGACAUCUCUCAUCUCUGAAGUGAUGUAACAUAGGGUUAUAGAAAGGAAAGGAACUCUGUCCAUCACAGCCCAUAGAGGCGCAAAGUCAUUAGUAGGCAUGGGGCUUCUGGGAAUCCCGCACCUAAAAGGCCAUCUGACCCAAACUAUAUACAAAAAACGAAACUGAUGAAUUACAUUAUUUUGAAAUCAUUGCUCUUCUCGAACAGGUGAAGAGUGGAACGAAUGGAUCGCCGAGACAGUCUCCCAGUCUGGUACUACAUUAUUUAAAACCGUUAUGGUGGCAAUUUGGAGUGCCUAGCAUCCAGGUUUAAAUAAUAGAAAUUAUAUCACCUGGUUUCAAGGAUUUGGGAGAGGCCACAAAUCUUCUUAAAAUGUUUUAGAUAGUCCAAUUUUUCUUCUUGAGAUAUUAAAGGGACACUAUAGUCACCAGAACUACAGCUUAAUGAGGUUGUUCUGGUGAGUAUAAUCGCUCACUUCAGGCAUUUUCAUGUAAACACUGCCUUUUCAGAGAAAAGGUAGUGUUUACAUUGCCCCUAGGGACACCUACAAGUGGCCACUCCUCAGAUCGCCAUUGGAGGGGCUUCCUGGCUCAGGGCUCUACAGUAAGCAGCCCUGCCGUUCAGCGUCUCCGUGCUCUGCAAGGGGGACGCUGAAUUUUCCUUAUAGAGAUGCACUGAUUCAAUGCAUCUCUAUGAGUAGGUGCUGGUUGGCCAAAACAGUGUUUGCCCCGCCCCUUGACGAUUUUAGCCAAUCCAUUGCAUUGGAUUGGCUAAAAAUAGGCAAUGUUGAUGUCACCAAGGGGGUGGGGCGAGUGCUGGCGGACCCGUGGAGAGCUGAAAAUAAGGUGAGCUUUAACCCGUUCUGAGGAGGUCAUGGUGGGUUUUCACUAUAGGGUCAGGAAUACAUGUUUGUGUUCCUGACCCUAUAGUGAUCCUUGAAGGUAUUUUGUUUGUCAUAUUAUGGAUUGCAGUUGGUUUAAUUAGUCUUCAGUUGUACUCUGUCUAGUUUCCAGCAUAGUAAUCUGUAAUUAGCGGGUUUGAAGUCUAUGGACAACAAUAUCAACAGCAAAUGCAAAACGUGAUUUGUUGCCCUCGAUCAGUGGUGCUGUGUGAUAGAGCAGCAUGAAAUUCUGGAUUUAUUAAAAUUAUAGAUAUAAAACAAUUAAAAGAACAAAUCCCUUUUAGAUGAAUUCUCUUGAGUUAUGAGAAAGUACUUUUGUUUCUUGGUAAUAUCGUAAUAUGUCCAGUUUAUCAUCAGAUUUUUUUUAUAUUCUUAAUCAAAUAAGUAUUUCUUUUAUGUCAGUGUUUGCGUUUUUUUUUGUUUUUUGUUGUAUGAAACAAACUGGUAGAGAACACAUUUUAAGCUUGAGUGAUAUAAUUGUGUUCCUGUUAAGAAUGUUCAAUAAUGUAAUGCUGAGAUAAUUGCACAUGAUCCAGGUUUGUGUGCCUUGGAUACAGCACUGGAACGUGAUUGAUAGUGAGUUUUAAACAGUCAAGGUUAAUCCUUGUUGCUAAGACUGGAACAGAAAUAAUCCGUGCUAUAAAUAUCUUUAUAUACAUCCUUCACUUCGAGUGAGGUACAAUAUGUCUGCACUCUUUCUGACUAAUCCAAACCUGGACAAUACCUUGUGGUGCUGGUUCACUUUUAAGCAAUACAUUCCAUUUUCUGUUUGUUUUUUGGGGGGGAGUUUUUAAUAUGCAUUUUGUGGUCCAACUGGCUACCUUACGUUCAGCAUGCCUGUUGUGAACUUCUGUUCCCAUAAUCCUCUGUGGUUGUAAGUCAGAGUCUCAUAAAUAUAAGUGUGUGUGUAUUUAUAUAUAAAAUAUUUAAAGGUCUGUUUGUGAUCCAUGAUUUCUGGUAUACACUUUUCUGGAUGUUUUACAGUCGUUGGUUUAAUAUAUUUUACAAAUUUGCCUUAAAUUACACAUAUGUUCUUUAGACCUAUAAAACAGAUAUUUUUCAGGAAGGCCUUGAUAGGCAAAUAUUAUCUAAAAUGAUUUUUAGCAUAACUGUCCUAAAUAUUCUUUCCAUGUAGGUUUAUUGUAGCUGAGAGUGGGGUGGGAAAAUAAGCAACGGGUCAGUGUUAUGUUAAUAUAUUCUGUUUGAAUUGCUGCAACCAUUAAACUGGAGCUUUUUGGUUUUUUUAGAUAUUGCCGGCACUGUGUGUGCUCAUCUAUCAUACAGAUAUUAAUGUAAGUGUGAACAUCUUUUUUUUAUAACAUAAGUUUUGUUUUAAAAUAUACAUAAGUUAAGACACUUGGGCAGUGUUUUAUUACGUGCAGUAACUUUAUUCAAAUGUAGAAUAAUCAUGGAGUUAGGCAACAUCUGUAACCCAGCAGAUGAAUGAAGAUUUAUUAAAACUUAAUGUAUCCUUCCUGAUUAGAUAGAUUUCUGUAUAAGGUACCUUAUGUUUUAACUUUUGGCUAGUUCUGCCUUGAACAUUUAAAUGAAAAUGUAAAACCAGCACAAGCAUUUCUAAACAUGGACUAAUUAAUGCUUUGCUGGCGUUCAUUAUACAGAUUCCAUAUUAAAGCUCUUGGUCUGCCCCAUUUUAAGAGAAUUGCGGUUUAAAGCAGAAUAGAUGUAACUGUUAUUCUGCUUGCUUGUACACAGUGUUUUUUAUUAGCAGGUGCACUGCAAGCACCAUAACCAGUACAGAUUAUUGUAGUGGGUAUUGUGCUGGGAGGCAAUGACUAAAGUCCCCUGGCAUGUCAAACCAUUUUCAAGAGGUUUGACAAAAAAAGCAAUCACUCUGCUGGGGAAACAAGAGUGGAGUGACUUCAAUCAUAACCAUCUAUUCUUUAUAGAGUUGGGAUUUAACUGACCUUUUUGAGCCAUUUUUACUUUCGCUAGUAAUGCUUUAAAUUUUAUAUAAAGAACUAGCAAAAGCAAUUGUCACCGAUGCCUGAUCUAGUAGGACAUCUACAGGUCUUCACAUCUGUAGGCAUCCUUUGCAUAUUGUGAAGUACGGUUUAUUAAACCUAGUUGAGUUUGUUUAGUUGUAGCACCAUGGUAUGAGUAAUGGGGACAUAUUGCAGUACUAAUCUUCUUUUCCACUUUUAUUUUUAGAUUCUCGUGGAUACAGUGUGGGCUUUGUCAUACUUAACCGAUGGGGGUAAUGAACAAAUCCAAAUGGUAAUUGAUUCUGGAGUGGUGCCUUACUUAGUACCUCUUCUGAGCCACCAGGAAGUGAAAGUACAGGUAAGAUUGUUUUUUGUUUUUGUUGUUGUUGUUUCUCUUCAAGUCUGCUGUGCUUCCAGUUUGGCUACUUUGACCGUAAAUUUGAAAUUAAGUUUGAAUUCCUUACUUUAGUGAAUUACCCAGACAGCAAUUCCAACUAUUUAUUUUUUGAUUGUGCAGCAAUUUUAAUGGGACACUUCAUAUGAAAAUCUCAGACAUUGCUGCUUCAACGUGCAGAAUCAAAUUGUUCAGGUUCACACAUCCUUUAUCUGUGUUGGGGUUUUGUGGUUUUAUGAAUGGUUUAACCUUAAAGUUGCAAAGGCAGUGCCUGUUCGCUGUUCCCAGCUAAUUCCACUGAUCUGAAUAUUCAAUCAAGAAGCCUUGGACUGGGCAGCGCUGAUAGGCUGAAGGUGUCAACUGACGUUCUCAGCCUAUCAAUAGCUUCCCACUCCGCUAUCUUUUUCACUCAGCUUUGUCAAUGGGGAGCUGACAAUAGGCUGAGAGUCAAGGGUGCCCAGUCAUUGGUGGAAGUAGCUAGAUAGAGCUGAUGAGCACCGCCUUUGCAACUGUUUAGUCCCUUAACAUUAGAUGGCAUCUGGGACCGCCUGGCACCAUAACAGCUUGAUUUGAGAUGUAGUUGUAAUGAUGCCUGGAUUGCUGCUUUAAUGACAUACAUGCAAGGCAUUGAGAAACACUGUACCACAAAUUAACUUGUAUGGCAGCCGGUACACUCGAGGACCAGGGUUUUCAACGAGUAUUUGUUAGGAAUUUGUAGCCUAUAUAUUAUUUUAGUACAUACUAUUUGGUGUCCUUGAUUAAAACAAAAAGUGCCCAAAGGUGAGACUUCGUCUUCAGGCCAUGUUUUGAGGUUGUCUCCUUGGAAAUCUGUGACUUAUGCUUGCUCUUUAUGCAGUUCUGUUUAGCCUAGUUUUUUGGCACAUACAUCAUUAUAAGCUGUGGUAUCACACCUGGCUUUGUCAUCAUGCUCACUUAACUGUAUUUCUAUUUUCAGACUGCAGCUCUAAGAGCAGUGGGUAACAUUGUGACUGGCACAGAUGAACAGACUCAAGUGGUCUUAAACUGUGAUGUGCUGUCUCAUUUCCAAAAUCUCCUGUCACAUCCUAAAGAGAAAAUUAACAAGGUAAUGAUUUGCUAGAUUAGCGAAAUUAAGCUGAAGGCCAGAAUGUUUUUUUGUGUUUUUUUUUUUUUACUUAUUACAGGUCCUCCUAACCAUUCAUUUUAAAAAUGUAGAUAAUGGCUUAAAGUGCAUUUUUUUGUUUUUAGUGCUUUACCUAGCGCUACAAUUUGAGUUUUUUUAGGAAGGUUGUGUAUGUAAUUCUCUAAAGUGCAGCUCUUGGCUUUUGCAACAAGUGACAAAUCUCCCACCUGCUUUCAUAUAAAACAAGUGGGGGCCUCACAAUAAAGAGAAAAAUGUCAGAAGUAAAAGGGAGUGACUGUAACAUGUCAGAGAUUAAAGGACCACUAUAGUGCCCUGAGGGUGCCCCCACCCUCAGGGUCCCCCUCCCGCCCGGCUCUGGAAGGGGGAAAGGUGUUUAAACUUUUUUCCAGCGCUGGGCGGGGAGCUCUCUGCCUCCUCUCCUCCUCCGAUCCUCCUCCUGGGCUGAAUGCGCACGCGCGGCAAGCGCUGCGCGCGCAUUCAGCCGGUCGCAUAGGAAAGCAUUUACAAUGCUUUCCUAUGCACACUGGCGUGCUCACUGUGAAAAUCACAGUGAGAAGCACGCAAGCGCCUCUAGUGGCUGUCAAUGAGACAGCCUCUAGUGGCUUUGGGGGAAGGCUUAACCCAUUCAUAAACAUAGCAGUUUCUCUGAAACUGCUAUGUUUAUUAAAAAAUGGGUUAACCCUAGAAGGACCUGGCACCCAGACCACUUCAUUAAGCUGAAGUGGUCUGGGUGCCUAGAGUGGUCCUUUAAAUUCCUCCACCUGGCAUGUUUACGAAUGGCAACAUAACCCUUGCACUCAAUUUAUAAAGUUUCACACAAAUACAGGGAUCCUUCACGUACACAAAAUAGACUCCUGCAUUCACACACUCGGUUACAGUUAAUUCUACAGACAGAGCAGGUCUUGCUCACAUCCUUGGAAAAGUGUCUAUUAAUAUGUAUAUAGCUUAGUUUAAUAUACAGUAUAACCUUCGACUAGUGUCUUGUUUUAUCAGAUAAAAGCUAGAAUAACUGCAUGGCCCUUGAUUGUGCUUGGAUGCAAAUGCCUAUUCCUGUAUGAAACUGCAUCGUAACUGUACAUUUUAUGUUUUUGGUUUUUUUAUUCCCUAUCUUGCAGGAAGCAGUGUGGUUUUUGUCCAAUAUCACUGCAGGGAACCAGCAGCAAGUUCAGGCCGUUAUUGAUGCUGGACUUAUCCCAAUGAUCAUACAUCAGCUAGCAAAGGUAAGUCCAGGAUAGCACUGGUUGUUCAUCCUUUUCUACAGCAUAUUUUUACAGAUCUCUUGUGCACAGAACCAAUUCUUAUACUUGUAAUAUCCAUCUGUUUUUUUUUUUGGUAGGGUGACUUUGGAACACAAAAAGAAGCCGCGUGGGCAAUCAGUAACUUGACAAUUAGCGGGAGAAAAGAUCAAGUAAGAUAUACUAUAUAAUAAAAUGCAAUCCUUGGUUUGACUAGGAUUACUUCUUAAAACAAGUAGUUACACAUUUGCAAAUGUAUUCAAAUGUAAUGGUGAUUGUGCUUUUAGAGCACACUUUUAAAUUCUAGUUUGAAAAGACAAGAGUGUAGGGGUAGUCAUUGUAUAAUUAAUGUGAUUAUCCAGUAUUGCAGUUGUUGUUUAUUGAUCAUUAUUUUCAUAUAGCACAUACAUGUAGGUCCCUAAAAAGUUGUUUCUAUCUCUAUAUGCAUUGGAUGCUGACAAAGGGAAAAAAUAAAAAUUAACAAUUCUACUUGCCUUUUGAAAGUGACUGCUUUCAGUCCUUCAGAUAAUACAAGGUUGACAGGAAAUGCACUGAAUAUUUACUUGUUUUGAAUGCAUGUAAGUGUUCAGAUAAAGGAAUACACAUCUUGGCUAUAUUGCGGUGUAUAAAAUGAGUUUUCCUUUAAACAAAACCGCCCUGGUGAUCUAAGUGUGAAGGAUCUAAGGUCUUCCUUCGUUUUUUCCCAGAUUUAUUGUAGUUAUAUUGUGUAAUAAGUCUGGCACUCAUGCCUUAUUGAGUGAACAGUCCAUGCGCCAUAACCAUCAGCCCACUCCAGAGGGGGCAUCGAUGGACGUCUGACAGUCCCCAGGACAUGUUGUCAAGCUGUUCUUAAUCAGUUUGAAUACUUACAGUGGGAGAAGUAUAAAGUAAGCAGUAGGUAAAAAUAAAGCUGUAUGGAACUUCUCAUCUUUAUGUAGAAUACCUUAUUGGCAUGCAGUUCUAGUUCCAAAGUUGGGCUCAGAUUGAUAUGUAUGUGGGCCAUAUAGAUAAGCAGAUCUGAUUGCAAUUUAAAGUAAUACUUCAGCAUUCUAAAUAAUACAUCAUUUUAAAAAAUAUAUUUUUAUAACUCUGGGAUGUUGGGCAAGCUCCUGGGCUAUAAAGACCAAGAUGUGAGCCCAAUUCAUUGGAACACGGGUUGGAGUGGUUAUGAUGCUUGGAGUGUUCCUUUAAUAUCGGGUAUUAGGCCUGCUGGAUCAUGAUUUGAUGUUGGGUUUCUAAUGCAAAAGAAUACCUUUGGACUUUUAACAAAAACAACACUGAAGUACGUGUAUGUAUACAUAUUUAUGUAAUGUCCCCAAAACAUCUUUUAUGGCAAUACCCUCAAGAUGAUCUAAAAGUGACUAGUAAUUACCAAAGUGGAUCUUGGAAAUUUUUGGACCACUGAUACUCUAGUGCAGGCGAAUGCACACCAUUUUUACAUUAAAUUGAGCUUUUCAUCAGUUCUGUGACAUUGAUGCCUGUUUGUGAACAUUAUCCCUGCUGUAGGAAAAUGGCAAUUUGCUCAGUGUGAAAAUAUUCAAUAAUUUUUUUCCCUUGCAGGUGGAGUAUCUUGUGCAGCAGAACGUGAUCCCGCCAUUUUGCAGCUUGCUUUCUGUCAAAGAUUCCCAAGUUGUGCAGGUUGUUUUAGAUGGAUUAAAAAAUAUUCUUAUAAUGGCUGGGGAGGAGGCAAGUACCAUUGCAGAGAUCAUAGAGGAAUGUGGAGGUAAGCAUCAUUUUAAUGUUUCUCAAGCUACAUCAUGUAUAUUGGAGUGUAAGGAAAAUCCUUUUUUUUUUUUUUUUCAUUAUGCAGAUGCGCAUCCAGAAUGGGUUAUGUUAAAAUACCUCUAUUUGUCAGAAUAAUUGUGAUAUUUUGUGAAUUUAUUUCCUCACAAACCCCUUUUCCCACCUUCCUUAUAUGCUUGUUCCACAAACCCUUUUACAUUGUUAUUGGAUGUGGCCUAUAAUCCGAACAUGCUUUUUGUGUGAAAUAAUUUAAAGGGAAUGCUUCCUUGGUUACUUGCUGUGCACUUUUACUUUUUUAUUUUUUUUCCAAACAUCCAAGCAGCAUUCAUCACAAAUGGGUAGUUUUCCUUUCCUGUCUUACAGGACAGGUAGCCUUUAAAAGGCUAAAUAUAUAUUGCCUUAUAAAGAGCAACACCACCAUGAACACCCCAAAUUCUACCUGACCAUAGAUGAGGUCUGGUUCCUUUUUCUUUUAAGCAAAUUGUUGGUGUCAGAUGGUAGUCUGGUGGGGGGAUGAAGGGAAACUACAUAUGGGUAAACUGGACAUUAUAGCAAAAUUAUUUAUUUCAAGAUAUUAAUGCAAGCACUUGUAGUGUUGCUACAAUAAAUAUGGGAGAAGUAUAAAGUAAGCAGUAGGUAAAAAUAAAGCUGUAUGGAACUUCUCAUCUAUUGUAGAAUACCUUAUUGGCAUGCAGUUCUAGUUCCAAAGUUGGGCUCAGAUUGAUAUGUAUGUGGGCCAUAUAAAUAAGCAGACCUGAUUGCAAUUUCUGAAGUAAUACUUCAGCAUUCUAAAUAUUUUUUUUUUUUUUUUUACUCUGGGAUGUUGGGCAAGCUCCUGCACUAUAAAGACUUAGAGGUGAGCCCCAUAAAGACCACACCGAGCAAAUGCCUGGUGAUGCUUCUCAUUUGGAAGCAUUGAAUCCGGUGCUUCUCUGUUAGAAGCAUUAAUGUCGUCUUUGUGUUACAUCCGGUUAAGCAUCCUCCCAGCCGGGAAGGUGCAACCAUGUCGGUUUAUUAUAAAAGUGCCAAAAUCAUCUAACAAUGUUAACUACUACAGCACGUCUUAAAGAAACAAUAUAGCGUUGCAAACACAAAUCUGUUUUACUUAAAGUUUAAAACCGUCUUACUUACCUUUUUCCAGCGCCAAGGCUUAUCUUCCUGUCUCCUGCAACGUCAUGGAGGAGGCAUGUACUCCUGUAGUGAUAGUCCAAUCCAGACCUUAAGAUGUAGUGGUCUAGGUUACUUUAAGCAGGCUGAGAUGCUUUGCAGGGGGGAUGGGGGGUUGGUGUAUUCAUUUAACCAACAGGCUGUUAGGAACUGGUUUAUUAUGGGCAAUUCCUGUCAAAAGCGCUCUGUGAUUUCUGCUACUGUACUUGAAAUAUGGAACAAGCAAAGUAACUCAUGCUUUGAUACUCUGACGUGUAUUUAAAUGGAAUAUAUAACUGUGUAUCUAACUGCAAGCAUUAUCUGCACAUUACUCUUUUGAUAAGGUGCUUUCAACAUGUCUGUCUGUUUAUGCUUAGGUUUGGAGAAAAUAGAAGCACUGCAGCAACAUGAGAAUGAAGAAAUAUAUAAACUAGCUUUUGAAAUCAUAGACCAGUAUUUUUCUGGUGAUGACGUAAGUACUUCUGUAUUACAAAUGUGUUUAUUACAGUUUGUGUCUUUAAUCUCUACUGCCAUGUGACCAGGCUUGUAAACAACAUUUUACUAAAUUUUGGCCUUUCAUAUUCCCAGUCAGCUGAAUUUGCUUUCAGUAUGGGUUUCUAUACGAAUCUUGUAUAAGCUGAAUACUAAACUAUGAUUUUCAAUCAUGGAAUAUUGAAUUUGAACACCUGUAUUACUCCUUCUUAAAACUAUUCCCUCUGUGGUUUGAGAAGUCCUUUUGAACUAACAGGCAUUUACUUCUGUCUUCUUGCCUACAGAUUGAUGAAGAUCAGAGCCUCAUUCCUGAAGCCACCCAGGGAGGUACUUACAGUUUUGAGUCAUCAUCAAACCUUCCAACGAAAGAAUUUAACUUCUGAGUGUUGCAGUACAGCUUUUCUCUGUCCCACAAAGUAUAGCACCACCAGACAUCCAACCGUUGAAGAAACCCCAAGGCUUCAAGAUAGACACGCCUCUUCGUUUUGAUGCUUCUAAAGCAAACCAUGUAUCUGUCACUUUGCAGUUGCCAAAUGUCACACUCACAUGGACUGUAAUUGCAUAUGCAUGAUCUCGGUUUUCUUUGAAAUUCUAACAGUCCCAACUAUAUUUUUUUACCUUUUCCAUUUGGCACCAUGUGCUGACAGCCACAAUUAUUCAACAGUUUUGUUAAGAUUAUUCCAUAGUGGUGGCUUAUCAGCUUACUGUGGAAAAGUAGCUUCUAUUGAAUCUGGUGCACUGUACAUCAAGACUUUGGUAUGAUGCAUACUUUUUUUUUUCUUCUUCUUUUCUUUUUUUUUUUUUUCCCUUUUUCUUUUUUUUGGGGAAGACUUUACAGGAGUUAGUCUGCUCUGAGCCUCCAUCUUCCUACAUGGACAUUUUUCAUAUUUUGUGGAACUAUAAAUUUAAUGGAAAAAAAAAACAGGCAAGCCAAAAGAUUUCAUUCAUGAAACUGAAUAAAAGUUUAACUUGGGUGAUUUGUUGAAACACAUUAUGUUUAGAAGAAGGAAAACGACUUCUAUCUCUAAUUGGCAUUUGCUAAACUGCCUCGCGGGUUAGGGUUGGUAAAAACAAAAAAAGAGGAACUAAUUAUACAAAAUCGAAUUGCUUUGUAUUUUAUUACAUCAAGCCCUAUUUGACCACUUUAGCCUAUAUUUUCCUGCUGUUUUGGAGUAACAAGCUGUGCAUGGAAUUUACUCUGAGCUCUAGAUCCUGACAUUUAUAAACUUGAUUUCAAGCUGAAAGCAAGAGUUUCUAAAACUAAACAAUAAAUAUAGAAUAUUUUGCUAAAAAAAAAAAAAGGAACUCCUAAAACCUAUCUGGGUAGGGUGGGAAACUAAACCUUGCUUUCAACUUUUAGUGGACAUAAUAUAUUUUUGUUUUUAUCUAGGUGGACAAUUUUUAUUGGGGUCAAACUGUGGAGCUUUUCAUGUUUACUGUAAUUUAGUCUUAAACAAUUUAUACUUCGUAAUCAGUGCUUUUGAAAGUGUGGUUGACAACUCAAUAAGAAGAAACCCCUGAAAGCUUUAUUCUAAGUAACACAAGGGUUUAUUCCUAAAAAGCUUGUAAAAAAAAACAGUGACGUAAUGGUAAAAUCAAAUGGGGCAUGUUUAAUCGCAUACAUAUGUGAGGGGACAGGAGUGGGAAUCUAGGUGUAGCAAGGAACCAAGGUUCUAGUUUAAAUCUUGAGGGCCCAGUAAUGGAAUUCUAGGCGUAACAAGGAACCGAGGUUCUAGGGUCAAUCUUGAAGGCCCAGUAAUGGAAUUCUAGGCAUAGCAAGGAACCUAGGUUCAAUCUUGAGGGCCCAGUAAUGGAUUUCUAGGCCAAACAGGCAGUAUAAAUCUAGGUUCACUAGGAUAAUGAUGCAAUGCAGUUUUGCUUUUCAGCUGUACAGUGCUAUUCUAUUAACCUCCACCUAAUGUUUGUAGACCUAAAGCAAGGGUUAUUUAACUAUAAUUGGGGUUCAUGCCAUUUAAUAAAUUGUUUAGAAUCUGGUAAGAUGUUGAAAUGGUGUUACAUUGUGAAUGGCUUUGUUGCUUUCAAAAACUGAAAAUUUAUUUUGAUUGUGGUGAGAGCUUCAGUUGUCAAAGUGUCAAAGAAAGACAUGGUGCAACUGUAACAUGACGCAGUUUACUUGACGUCCCUAAAUAAUUGAUGUAAAGGGAUAGAUUAAAUUAAAACUACUAUAGUUAGCAGACUUGGGUCAUGUUUACUGUGAAAAUGAAAACAGAUUUUCAUCCAAGCCAUCCAAGCUUCGUGGAUCAGCUUUCCUUUACCCAAAUCCUUUCACUUUAUGAACUACACAGCAGAUGUGCAUUCAUUACAAUAUAUAUCUGCCAAGGUGGAGCCACUUUAAAGAGGGGGGUUUGUCUUGUAUUCCAAGAAUGAUACAAGCGUAUGUUUAAACUGCAAGAUUUUUACUUGCUAGAGAAUUUGUUUUAAUAUAGCGGUUUGGCCUCUGAUUAUUUAUAGGUUUUAUAAAUUUUAGAUUCAAUUUCUCUUUAAGGUGGCUCAAAAAGUUUUCAACUCUUGUGCACAUAAAAAAAAAAUUGAGUUGAAGUUCAUUGUGCCUUUUUUUCUUCCCCCUCUCCCCCUCCUUCAGAGUUGAAGCUUAAUAUCGUAACUGCAUCCCAUUCACACAACACAAUAUAGUUAAAAAUUGUUUUGUUUUUUUGUUUUUCUUAAAUAGUAAAACCAGGACUUGAUAUGGUCACAUUGUUUAAGACUAAGCCUCAAUGAAAAUUAGUUGUGGGGUUUUUUUUUUUUUUUUUUAUCUACGGACAUUCUAUGCGCGGUUUGAAAUUCAUAAAACGUAUUUAUGUCCAUGAAGAGGAUGUUUCUUUCCAAGACUCUGUUCUCUCAGUGCUGCUUCUUUUGUGGGUGAUGCACCCCGUAAAACAGAAUUUGUUGCAAAUUAUACCUUUUUAACUUUUUUUUUUCUGCAUUAUAAAGCCUUUAAAGUGUACAUGACUACUUUAAAGCGCUAACCAAUUGUCUGGUUAGCUUUUCUCCAUUGUGACCUUAUCAAGUUUUGGUGGGGAUUGCAUCAGUUAGUUACAAGAAGAAAAAAAAGAAUAUUGCUGCACUUUUUUUUUUUCUCUUCAAUUUUCAGAACAGUGUUUGAAAAAAAUGCAUUUUAUUUUCUUUUCUUUUUUUUUUUAACUCUGUUUAACUAGACAAAAUGUUCUUUCAAAAGAGGCAUCAAAAUGUGUUCCUAAUUUUGUAUAUGGGCUUAGGUUUUGUAACCAAUAAAAAGCUGCUAUCAAAUACUA
This is a messenger RNA of Pelobates cultripes (western spadefoot toad), 41601 nucleotides long. Lineage: Eukaryota; Metazoa; Chordata; Amphibia; Anura; Pelobatidae. The record is from the annotation of a GenBank genome assembly.